Fonsecaea erecta is the source of this 1566-nucleotide messenger RNA. RefSeq lists its product as hypothetical. Gene Ontology annotation, biological process: transmembrane transport. The transcript has 7 exons. NCBI's taxonomy places the organism in Eukaryota, Fungi, Ascomycota, Eurotiomycetes, Chaetothyriales, Herpotrichiellaceae. The coding region runs from base 1 to 1566 and encodes 521 amino acids. Gene Ontology annotation, cellular component: membrane. Gene Ontology annotation, molecular function: transmembrane transporter activity. The record is from RefSeq and is a predicted model, not a curated record.
AUGGACGAAAAAGUGGCGAGAACGGACCAAAGGGAUAUAGCCUAUGACAGCGACCCUAAGAGACACGCUGUCGAAGAAAUCGAGGGUGUCAACGGUCUGAAGACGGUCGAGGCGGGCUUCUCACCUGAUCAAGUGCUUGUUGAGGUUGACCACAAAGAACGGACGCGGAUUCUCAGAAAGGUCGACUACCGGUUGAUCCCCAUCCUUGCCAUCCUCUACCUAUUGGCAUUCAUCGAUCGUGGGAAUAUCGGAAAUGCUAAAAUUGCCGGUCUCUACGACGACCUCCAUCUCCAUGGGAUGCAAUACAACACCGCCUUGACUUUGUUCUUCGUGCCUUAUGGCUUCUUUGAGGUGCCCUCCAACAUUGUGCUUAAGAUACUACGGCCGUCGAUAUGGAUUUCCGUCUUGAUGUUCUGUUGGGGCACCGUCAUGACUCUUAUGGGCGUGGUUUCUUCCUACGAGGGGCUUUUAGUGACACGAUUCUUCCUCGGCGUGGCCGAGUCGGGCUUUUUCCCAGCAGCGACAUACCUGCUCACGAUCUGGUACCUGCGAUAUGAGGUACAACGCCGGAUGGCUCUCUUCUACGCUGCUGCCUCGCUGUCCGGGGCGUUCUCUGGGUUGUUGGCCUACGGAAUCCAGCACAUGGACGGCGUCGCAGGGCUUGCGGGCUGGAAAUGGAUCUUCAUUCUGGAAGGUUUGAUUCCUGUGGCCGGGUCCUUGUUCGUCUGGUUCGUGCUUCCAGACAACCCGGAGACCGCCAAAUUCCUCACCAAGGACGAGAAAGAGUUCAUCAUCAACCGACUGGCUCUCGAGACGGGCUCUGGCCAUGGUCGGGUGACGAAUGCCGACCGCAUUCGAAUGCACCACAUCAUUGCAGCUUUCAAAGAAUGGAAGAUCUGGGCUGGUGUCGUCAUAUUCUGGGCCAACACGAUCGGUGUCUAUGGCUUCACCGCCACAGUCCCAUCCGUGAUUGAACAGCUCGGAUACACCUCAGCCAACGCACAAUUGAUGACGAUCCCGAUCUACGUUUUCGCCAUGAUCAUGACGCUUAUAUUCGCUUUCUGGUCGGACAAAGUCCAGCAACGAACACCGUUCAUCAUGGCCGGAUUCAGCAUUGCGGCAAUUGGCUUCAUCGGCGAGCUUGCAAUCCCUCACCCCCGACUCCCGGGUGUGACGUAUUUCUUCCUCUUCCCGCUGGCGGCUGGCCUGUAUUGCCCGUUCAUUUGUCUGGUGUGCUUGAUCGGGAACAACCUUGCGCCCAGCUCUAAACGCGCAGUCGGCAUGGCCCUGCUUAUCUCUAUGGGUAACUUUGGAGGCAUUGCCGGAAGUAACAUCUAUAUCGCAUCCCAGGCCCCGAAAUAUCCGACUGGGUUCGGGACUGGGUUGGGAAUCUGCGUAGCCGCGGUCAUCAUGGCGUACGUGCUGCGUGUUGCGUAUAGACGUGAAAACGCAAGGCGGGAUGCCUUUAUGGCGGGCAAGACCGACGAGGAGAUCAAGGCGCAGUACACGGAGCAGGAACUGCUGGAUCUGGGAGACCGCAGCCCGUUCUACCGCUACACAGUGUGA